Messenger RNA from Miscanthus lutarioriparius, 1164 nucleotides. NCBI's taxonomy places the organism in Eukaryota, Viridiplantae, Streptophyta, Magnoliopsida, Poales, Poaceae. The record is from the annotation of a GenBank genome assembly.
AUGAGGGGCUUCCGCUUUGCGCUGGUCCGUGCGGCGCGGUCGCGGUCGCGGGAGGAGCUCCACACCGUGCAGCGCCGCCGGCCGUCGGAUCUCGCCCAACGUUUUUCGCACUCCGCGUCGGCGCCGGCGAGGCCAUCCUUCGGCAUCGCGUUCGACAUCGAUGGGGUCAUCCUGCGCGGCCGAAGCCCGAUCGGGGGCGCGCCGCGGGCCAUCCGCCGCCUCUAUUCCGAAGAAGGUACCCUGAAGAUUCCGUUUCUGUUUUUAACUAACGGAGGAGGUGUUCCGGAGCAUAGAAGGGCCCUUGAGCUAAGCCAACUUUUAGGAGUCAACAUUUCUCCAAAGCAGGUUGUGCAUGGCCAUUCUCCUUACAGAGAGCUGGUGAAGCGUUUCGAAGAUGACCUUAUUGUUGCUGUUGGAAAAGGAGAGCCUGCAGUAGUGAUGUCCGAGUACGGAUUUAGAAAAGUUCUGUCCAUAGAUGAAUAUGCAUCAUAUUAUAAAGAUAUUGACCCCCUGGCUCCUUUCAAGACUUGGAAAGUUGGGCAAACAGACAGUUACAUGUCUGCGAAAAUGCACCCAUCAUAUGAUGUUUAUUCAGAGCGAGUUAAAGGAGUGUUUGUUGUCAGUGAUCCUGUUGAUUGGGGAAGAGAUCUACAGGUACUCUGUGACAUCUUGUCUACUGGUGGACUUCCUGGGACUGAAAAAGGGGAUCAACCUCCUUUGUAUUUUGCAGCUGAUGAUCUUGAAUACCAGGCUGCAUUUCCUUCUGAGCGGCUUGGCAUGGGUGCCUUCAGGAUAGCUUUGGAAAGCAUCUUCAAUCAAAUAAAUGAUCAUCCACUGAAGUAUACAUCUUAUGGGAAACCUAAUCCAUUUGUGUUCAAGAAUGCAGCAAACAUACUUGAAAAACUUGUUCUGAGUACGUAUCCUAAUUCACAGACAUCAAUGGAAGUAAAAGAUUGUCAGUUUUCAACUAUCUACAUGGUUGGCGAUAAUCCUAAAGUGGAUAUUAAUGGAGCUAUGAAGGCUGGCCACCCAUGGUCAUCUGUUCUUACAAGGACGGGUGUUUUUAGGGGAAAAGAUAACGACCCACAGUUUCCUGCAGAUGCGGUUGUUGAUACUGUUGAAGAUGCCAUCAACUAUAUUCUGGAGAAGGAAUGUGUACAGUGA